AUGGCUCCUGGCAAAUGGGGCCAUGGCCGGGCCGUGUGCAGGCGACAAAUGUUCAAUUUCCCAGUCUCAUAUAGGCUACGGUUCAUGCAGUCUCAGGCUCAGAUCCAUACAGUCAGGCAAUACGUGGGCUAUACAGUCUCAUACAGUCAGGCUCACAUGGUCGGGCCGUCAUACAGUCUUUGCCAUACAGUCUUUGCCAUACAGUCUUUGCCAUACAGUCACGUAAACAUCUGUCCUGCAGCGGCCCGAGCCAUUUCUAUUGGCGGACCCUGGAGUCAUCAACCGAUCCAACAAAGCAAGCAGCAAACCAACCAACCCAAUCAAAAAGUUAAAGAACCAACCAGGCCUGUGUCUUCCAAGUCACCAACUGACCAAAUGCCUAAUCCCAGAAAAACCAAAUCACCAUAUCGCCAAAAAAACCAAAUCUGCUCCAUCCAUCCCAUCUCCCAUCUCAGAUAG
This is a messenger RNA of Clavispora lusitaniae ATCC 42720, 459 nucleotides long. NCBI's taxonomy places the organism in Eukaryota, Fungi, Ascomycota, Pichiomycetes, Serinales, Metschnikowiaceae. The record is from RefSeq and is a predicted model, not a curated record.